CUCCAGCAACGGGAAAUGCCGGACGUGAGGGACGGUGUCAGACCUUGGCCCUGGCAGCCGGCGCCUUUUUUUUUAUUUUUCUUGUCUCCUGUUGAUCGAUCGAAUCACAAACCGUUUGUUAAGCCCGUGCAUGGUAACAGCGAUCAGAGGCUUCAUGUCGUCUACGCACGUUUUGAUGACGUCACAAGCUCACUAGGCAUUGCCUCCCUUGAUAUGGCCGUCUCCAUCGAGCAAUGGUUCUGCUCAGAGCUAUCUAAACUAGGAAUCGAAGCUACCGAAGACAAUGCAAAGUACAUCCUUUCUAUGACUGAUGCUGAAGAUCUUAAGGAUUAUAUGCUUAGUCUCUUGGAUGGAUCUGAUCCAGCAGUUCAGAAGUUUAUUCCUCAGCUAAUAACCAGGUGGCAAGCAUUUGGAGCUGGUCAUAAUAAUGAAUUGACAAACCUUAAAAGUAAACAAGGAGAAACAAAGAAAAAAUACAAAUACAAACAGGAAAAGAAUUCUUCUGCAUCACUGAAUAGCACAAAUGAGAAAGCCAGCACUGUGAGGGCAGAAAAUGGGAUUAAUCCACUACUUGACCAGAAGCUGGAUCCUCUGCUUUGUGUAGAGUCAGUUCCUUAUGAAGGGGUGGAAAUGCAGCAGAGCGCCAGAAAAAAGAACAAGUUUGUGCCCUUGUACAGCCUGGAAGGUCGGGAAAAGCUGGUCAUCAAAUUGCCAGGACGAACUCUGUGUGAGUGCCAGGCUGCUAAACAUAAACUUAUCAACAACUGCAUUAACUGUGGCCGAGUUGUGUGCGAGCAAGAGGGUGCAGGCCCUUGCCUUUUUUGUGGUAAAUUGGUCUGCACACCAAGCGACCAGGAAGUGUUGGCUCGAGGAUCUAAAAAAAGUGAAAAGCUGCGACAACAUUUGAUGCGCGAUGCAGAAAAAUUUGUUCCUCUGAUUCAACAAAGUGGGCAACAGGUCACAUUACUCACAACCACAGCAGUCCAUACGCAAGAAGGGUUGGAGAAAGCUCUGAAACAUAAGGACAAGUUAAUUGAAUAUGACAGAGCAAGUGUUCGCCGGACUCGGGUUAUUGAUGAUGAAUGUGACUAUUUCACUACAAAUUCUCAGUGGUUGAGCAGACAGGAUCGUGAUACUUUACAAAAACGAGAGGAUGAAUUGCAUUCACAACGACACAAAUCCAAAUCUCGGCAAGAUAGAGUGGUUACACUGGAUUUUGCAGGUCGGCAGGUUAUAGAAGAGGCCAAUUUAACUGGUCAGAUGAUGUAUAGCCAUAAUGAAGCCCUUCAACAGGAACACCUAUUACCCGAUAAAGACCAACAGAAGACCCAAGAGAAAGACAGGGCCUGUAUCGUCAACCCCAUUGUCUUGCAGCCACCAAAGUUCCUGUCACAAACCAGGCAGAUCUUGACAAAAACAGGAAACAAUAAGUCAUCAGAUAUUGCCAGCACCAAGGAUUGUAAUAGGCCACCUGUUAUUCAGGAUCGAGAACUGAAUGAGAUGUCAGAUGAAGGCAUGUGUCUAAGUAUGCAUCAGCCAUGGGCUUCGCUUCUUGUGGCUGGCAUCAAAAUGCAUGAAGGACGAUCAUGGUAUACUGCACAUCGAGGGCGGCUGUGGAUAGCAUCAACAGCAAAAUUUCCAUCCUCACAAGAGAUAACAGACAUGGAAAAUCACUAUCAAAAUCUCUACAACCAGGAGGAGGAAUUUCCAAAGGAUUAUCCAGUAGGUUGUCUUCUAGGCUGUGUGGAUGUAGUUGACUGCCUCUCUCAAGAGGAGUACAGAAAAAAGUUUCCAGAAGGAGAGUCUACCUCACCAUAUGUGUUCAUCUGUGAAAACCCUCAAGAAUUGGUUAUCAAAUUUCCCAUGAAAGGCAAACAUAAAAUAUAUAAAUUGGAAAGUAGUGUACUGCAGGCUGCCAAAAAAGGACUGAGGUAGUGAAGCUUUACAAGAUGGUUAUGCAAAAUUAGCAACAGUCCUCAGCAAACAAAGUCUGAAGCAUUUAGAUGAUCGUGCAAAUCACACAUUAUCUCUGCCCAGUGAUUGUUUUUUGGUUGUCUUGGUGCUUCUUUUUUAAAUUGGGAGAAGUUCUCUGAAUGUAAAAUAAAUCUGUGCACAGAAGAUAUAGGGAACAAGCUACUGGGUAUGCCUUUAGGUUAUUCUUAUGUACAGGCAUAAAAUGCAAACAUUUAAAAUGCCGUUGGAUGCAAGGUAUUGUCUACCUGUUGAAGUCUGUGGUAUCAAGCAAACUUUUAAGAUUAUUAUUAUUGUUAUGUUGGCUUUAACUAUUGACUGCAGCUUACAGGCAACAGCAGCAAGUGGCCAGCAUUAUAAAGUGAAAUCACCAGGUUUAAUGUAUUAUCAAAGUUAUAAAUAGAAGUAUAGCAUUAUCUUAUUUGAAGAAAUGUGCAUUUUGUACUGACUGGCAAAAGUGCAUAUUCAUGCACAACCUCGUUGUAUUGCCAUUCAGACCUUAGUUGAUAAAUGCUUGUCUCCACUAAUCUCAUCAACAAGCGAGUAAAGAUGUAAACAUCCUUUAAGGUUAGGGUUACUACUAGAGUUAAUAAGAAAAAAUUCUAAGCCCAAAAAUUUUUAUAAAAGAUAUAUUUUGACAUUGUUAAAACUAUUUUAAAAUGUGUGCAGAAAUUCUUGGAAUUGUUAGUUUUGAGUUGACCCUACAAGUAGAAAUAGCCUUUUCAUGAGGAGUUUUAACUUGCAGAAAUAAUUUGUUCAAAUUAAGAUAGGUUCCAGAUGUUAAGAAGACAGCUGGAAGAGAAAGAAAGAUCUUUCUAUUAUUUAUGGAAAAGGUACCAACAACUUUAUCAUUAAAAUAUGUUUUCAAGGAAA
Messenger RNA from Pomacea canaliculata, 2844 nucleotides. Its product is annotated as activating signal cointegrator 1-like. Lineage: Eukaryota; Metazoa; Mollusca; Gastropoda; Architaenioglossa; Ampullariidae. The coding region runs from base 16 to 1935 and encodes 639 amino acids. Gene Ontology annotation, cellular component: nucleus. Gene Ontology annotation, molecular function: zinc ion binding. The transcript has 14 exons. Gene Ontology annotation, biological process: regulation of DNA-templated transcription. The record is from RefSeq and is a predicted model, not a curated record.